Pyrus x bretschneideri (Chinese white pear) is the source of this 1260-nucleotide messenger RNA. RefSeq names its product protein STAY-GREEN homolog, chloroplastic-like. Lineage: Eukaryota; Viridiplantae; Streptophyta; Magnoliopsida; Rosales; Rosaceae. Bases 250 to 1071 code for a protein of 273 amino acids. The record is from RefSeq and is a predicted model, not a curated record. The transcript is spliced from 4 exons.
CAACCGUGAUCUCAUCAUGUCAGGCAAAGAUUGCCAAACCGACGCGUCUCAAUGAUCUCAUCUUUAGCUCACAAGUUAUUCUCAAAGAAAAAGCAAAAGCAAAAGCCGUAGUAUAAGCAAAGCACCCCAAAAUUCAGGGGCACACUUCUCCUUUUUCUGUACUUGAUUAUUGACUAAAAGCACCAGAAUUAGAAGCUUCAUAUUGUUUUCUUCAAUUGGCUGCCUACUGAGGGAGAGAGUAAAAGAAAGAUGGGCGUUCUGGCUGCUGCUUCUGUGCUUCCUUCAGAUUUCAAGCCUUCACUCUCUCUCUCUCGUCACAAUACAAGAACACCGAAGAAAAGAAACAGGGCCAUAUUUCCUGUUAAUGCAAGGCUAUUUGGGCCAGCAAUAUUUGAAGCAUCAAAGCUGAAGGUUUUGUUUUUAGGAGUGGAUGAAAAGAAGCACCCAGGAAAGCUUCCGAGAACUUACACACUCACUCAUAGUGAUGUCACCUCAAAACUCACUCUGGCAAUUUCACAAACAAUCGACAACUCUCAGUUGCAAGGGUGGUACAACAAGCUGCAAAGAGAUGAAGUUGUGGCUCAGUGGAAGAAAGUCAAGAACAAGAUGUCUCUCCAUGUUCACUGUCACAUAAGUGGAGGCCAUUUUCUCUUGGAUUUGUUUGCAAGGCUCAGAUACUUCAUCUUCUGCAAAGAAUUACCUGUGGUUUUGAAGGCCUUUGUUCAUGGGGACCGCAACUUGUUCAACGGCUACCCAGAACUGCAGGAGGCUUCGGUAUGGGUCUACUUCCACUCGAGCGUUCCAGAAUUCAACAAGGUGGAGUGCUGGGGCACACUCAUAGACGCCGCCGCCGCCACCGCACCUUCUAGCGAAUCAUCAGGCGGGGCCCACCACCAGGAAAACAAGGGCAAGGGGGAGGAGGCCACUUCUCCAAGCAACUGGGUCUUACCACAGCCGUGCCAAGAGGACUGCGACUGUUGCUUCCCACCAACGACUUGGAUUGCAUGGCCCCAACAGCUUCCCCAGGCAAAUCAAACUAGGGUUGGGACCCACCAGAGGUUUCAGGGCUAACCCAAGAUACAAACUAAACAUUUUUUUCUUUUGUUUGUUUAAUUAAUGUAAGUAGAUAUAUACCUAUUAGUUGGUGCUUAUCUGUUGGGUCACAGACCAAUCGUUCGACAACUGUCAAUUCACGCUGCAUCUUAUCAUCAAAUACAUUUCCAAGUUUGGUAUAUACAUUAUAUAUGGUAUUUAAUCCCA